Octodon degus (degu) is the source of this 674-nucleotide messenger RNA. It is a transcript of the gene Tex12, whose product is annotated as testis expressed 12. Gene Ontology annotation, cellular component: central element. The transcript is spliced from 5 exons. The coding region runs from base 98 to 469 and encodes 123 amino acids. NCBI's taxonomy places the organism in Eukaryota, Metazoa, Chordata, Mammalia, Rodentia, Octodontidae. The record is from RefSeq and is a predicted model, not a curated record. Gene Ontology annotation, biological process: synaptonemal complex assembly.
CCUGCCGCCUGCCGCUGCCUCAGGAACCACGUGGGGUCUGCCUCAGCGCCGCUCCCGCGCUUUCUCUGACUGACGAAAGAGUUUGUGCUACCAGGAUAUGAUGGAAAAUCACCUUGUAAAACCUGAUUCUAGAAAUUGCAAGAGGCCGAGGGAAGUGGAGCCUGAAAUGCCAGACAGUCCACUGCUGUCCUCUCAUGAAAAAUCAGAUUCCCCAUUCUCUGACUAUUCUGGAUUAUUUCAUAAGGAUUUGACCCUGGAGAAAGAGUUGAAUGAUACGAGCAAGGAAAUUAAUCUAAUGUUUUUUACAUAUGCAAAGAUCUUAAGUGAGAGAGCAGCAUUAGAUGCAUCCUACAUUAAUGAGAUAGAUGGACUCUUCAAAGAAGCUACUACUAUUGAGAAUUUUCUGAUACAAAAAAGAGAACUACUGAGACAGAGGCUUACAGUAAUUGCAAACACACUGCACAAGUAAAAUGUGUAAAAUAAGUUGAGAAUGUAAACCUGUUAUUGUUGUAAUAAAAGAAAGACCUUUAUACUUUGAAAGUUCCCUAAUCAUUCAUUAAAAUGUAUAUCUGAAAUAGGGAAUUUUUUUCUAGACUUAAAAGGGAUCUUGCACUGGACAUUUUUUAAAGCUGGAAAUUAAUAUGAAAUGUGAAACUUUCCUUUUGAGGGUUCAA